Messenger RNA from Strongylocentrotus purpuratus (purple sea urchin), 6715 nucleotides. RefSeq names its product low-density lipoprotein receptor-related protein 6. Gene Ontology annotation, biological process: proteolysis. The coding region runs from base 259 to 5316 and encodes 1685 amino acids. Lineage: Eukaryota; Metazoa; Echinodermata; Echinoidea; Camarodonta; Strongylocentrotidae. The transcript has 28 exons. Gene Ontology annotation, molecular function: serine-type endopeptidase activity. The record is from RefSeq and is a predicted model, not a curated record.
GCUCAGAUUACGUGUUUGUAGAUUGUAGUGUGUGCGGAGAGCGAGACGGCAAAUUUAGACUUUAAUACAAUGAUCUCUGGACCCGAUAGUCAUUGAUAGUGGUGGCCGGGAAAUCAAACUGAUAAUAUAGAUUCUUCUCUUGGCAUUCUGAAUCUUCUCUCUGGAAAUUAUUUAUGGACUUUACCUUGAAUUCAGCGGUGAAAUAGUGAUAUCAUCAGUUCAGGAUCUGCUCAAGGAAUCGUCCGACGAGGACCUACUAUGGUGUACACGACUCUGCUAAUCGCCGGAGUAGCCUAUAUCUUCCUCGCAUUGCAAGCGGUCGACGCUCAAAUCCAUAAUGUCUCGGCUGGUUCGGGAACAAUCCAAUCUCCAAACUUUCCACGCUGGUACCCUAAUCUAGAGCUGAUCGAAUGGAGGAUACAGAGUCCACCAAACACACACAUCCGGCUCCGCUUCCUACUUUUCAAAUUGGAUGAAAGUGACGACUGUGUUGCAGAUGCAUUGUUUGUUUACGACGGAAUUGGUGACAGCGGGUCACCGUUCUUAGGCCGUUUUUGUGGAAGUGGGCUUCCACCGAUGUUGGAGUCCAGUUCCUCGUUGAUGACUGUACGAUUUGUGUCCGAUUUUCAAGAACAACAUGACGGAUUCGUUCUCACGUAUGAGGUCGUGGACGAUAUACUUGGAUCACGGAUAGUAUGGACGGAAGUACAUCCGGACACCGAGAUGGUCCGGUUAUCCAGUCUCGGUGCUGAUCCGCUCAACAUGGUUACACCCGAAGGAACUCUCCAAUCGACAAUCACCACCGAUAUCCACUAUCGAGUGUCCCGGGGGUCCUGGGGUGCAGUGGCCAUCAACUAUGGCCAACAGCACAUCUUCUGGAGCGACCGAGGGCUGAAAAGAAUCAUUGCUGGGAGAAUUGGAGAAAAUUCUCGGGCUGGGCCGUUUUUCCAAGGCACCUCCGAUUCCGUCAAUGGAAUCGCCGUCGACUGGCUGACGGGUAACGUAUACUGGACCGAUGCUGUAUACGACUGGAUCCUGUUACAUAGUUCGGAUGGAUCUCGGUACGAUAUCGUGGUCGAUGAGGGACUAGAUCAACCAGGAGGCAUAGCGGUCCAUCCUAUCAGAAGCUUCCUAUUCUGGACGGAUGCUGGAGACGAACCUAAAGUUGAGCGCAGUGAUCUUGCCGGUGGUAAUCGAAUAAAACUGGCCACUACCGACGUGGUCACUCCACGCGGAAUCACAUUGGACUUCGACACUGACCUGGUGUAUUGGGUGGAUUCCGACCCGUCUGGCAACCGUGUCGAGGUAUGUGAUAUCCUUGGUGCAAACAGACGACAACUGUACCGUACACCUGCCUACGAGGGUUUCUUCGAUCUAACUAUCUUUACGAACUUUAUAUACGUUACCGGAGAAAAUACGAGCACCCUACACUUGUUGACGAAGGACACUGGCCAGUUUGUUUUCAGCCUUAAUCUUCCAAACAGACCUUAUGGCAUCGUCACUUUCGCUCCCGAUACACAACCACUAGCAGUGUCCCAUUGUAGCAGUAACCCAUGUAGCUACCUGUGUGUCGGUGGUGGGCCUAACGGAUUCACGUGCCUCUGCGGAACUGGAAGACUCCUAGCUGCAGACGGAAGAACUUGCAGGGAUGAAAGAGCCAUCAGUCCACCCCAGCUCUUUGUUGCCUCUCGAACCAAGCUUUCCAUGUACCCGAGUAAUUUUCCCGACAUUACCAUCCCUGAUGAUUUCAACAUCACGAACAUGUUAGUAAACCGAAAUCACGCCGUCGCGCUCGCCGUUGACCUCGAAGACGGCUUGGUGUUCUACAGCGAUGUUGCAUCAAAGGCCAUCGGAAUGGCAAGCUUGAGGGUGGGCUCGACUGUCCGCUACAUCACGGGAGCGACCGGCUCAGUCGAAGGCAUGGCUGUUGACUGGUUGACGAAGCAUCUAUACUGGACAGAUAAUCCUCGUGGAACCAUCGAAGUAUCUCGCUACGACGGAUCUUACAGGACAACUCUUCUUAAAGACAAGGUACUCAGACCACGAAGUAUUGCCAUCGAUCCUGCCAAAAAAGUCAUGUUUUGGACAGAGUUUGGACCGCCUACUCAGAUUGAACGAGCCUCUUUGGACGGUACAGGAAGGAUGGAAAUUAUCGGUCCCACUCAAGGGGUAGGCCAAAUGAGUGGUCUUGUCAUUGACUACAAAGAAAAAAGACUUUACUUUGCCGACAUCGCUCGAGGGAUUAUCAGCAGUGUUGACUAUGACGGUGGAGGAAUUAGACAGGUCAUUUCCAAACCAAACUCGUUAUUUUUCGAGGUCACCCUUUACAAGGAUUACAUCAUGUGGACUGAACUUGGACCGAAUCAGGGAAUAUUCAUAAGCAACAAGGAGACUGGUGAAGCAGUGAGAGCAUUUCCAAUGACAGAAGAGGUGUAUGGUAUCACCAUGUAUGCGGAUACAAGGCAGAAAAUAAUUCACAAUCCAUGCAGAUCUUACAAUGGUGGAUGUCAACAGCUAUGUCUAAACUCUUACGAGCAGACGAAUGGAUAUGUUUGCCACUGCUCAAUGGGCUACUAUUUAGCAGACAAUGGCAGGGACUGUCACUCAGAUUUGGUAGAUCAUGAUUUCCUCCUUGUAACGGACACGUAUCAUCGGGGUAUCUACCAAGUUGAUCUCUACUCAAACUUUAAACCGGAAGCACUACGAUUGAAUGGGGUCAAAAAUCCCAUCGGUAUUAGCUUCGAUCCCGUGGAAAGGAUGGUGUACUGGACAGACGUCGAAAAGCGGGAAGUAAACCGCGCGUCUCUAGAUGGUAGCCGACAAGACACUAUAGCCAUAGAAAACAUCGGACAACCAGACGGCAUUGCAGUGGAUUCCAUCUCGAAGCUGGUGUAUUGGUCGGAUCUUGCAACACGUUCUAUAUCUGUAUCUACCCUUGAUGGCUCAGACCGUAAAACGCUGGUUACAAACAUCGCUAAACCCAGAGCAAUCGUUCUGCAUCCUGUUGAAGGGAUAAUGUUUUGGAGCGACUGGCGGAGUAGUACUGUGAUUGAACGGUCGUACAUGGACGGUGACAUGCGCAGAGUCAUCAUAAACACAGGCUUAAGAUGGACUAAUGGGUUAGCCAUUGACUUUGAAGAAAAUCGUCUCUACUGGUGUGAUGGUGGUCUAGAUGUGAUUGAGUCUAGUGACUUCUCCGGUCGUGACCGCCGCGUCGUUCUCAACCUCGGUGACGGACGUCACGCCUUCGGAAUAUCGGUCAUCGAUCAGUCGGUCUACUGGACGGACUGGAUGGUCAAGGGUUUGCUGAAGGCGGACAAACUAACCGGACAGAAUAACGUGGUGCUUGGUAAAAGAGACUUUACGAGACCAAACGCCCUCUUUGCGGUCACCAACGCGUCUCUUCCAUCAGGAAUCAAUUCAUGUUCUGAGAACAACGGAGGCUGUUCAACUCUCUGCUUGCCGACAGCCAUUGGUAGAUCAUGCGCUUGCGCAGAUGGAGUAGAUUUGGCACAAGAUGGUGUAACAUGCGUCUCAGAACUGGACAUUCAGUGUCCACUAGACUUCAUAUAUGGAGGCGUAGAGGAGUCAUGUGACAGAUCAGCCGGAAGUACUUGCUCGGUCAUAUGUUACUCAGGUCUCGUUCCGGCCGUGGAUUACGUCAUCUGCCAGAACUCGGGAAGCUGGGACAUACCACGAAGUGCUAUUUGCAGAGAGGAGCAAUGCGAGGCAUUGGAUGUGCCAAACCACGCCAUAUUCUCAGGGCCAUGCAACCCACCGUACGAUCAGGGCAAGCUGUGUAUCUUAGAAUGUGAACCCGGCUACGUCAGAACGAGCGGGAAACCAAGACGAGUUUGCGCGCACGGUGGAGAAUGGCUUGGGACACCAAUCGUCUGCGAAGAAAUGGUAGAACCGCCGCCCGAGGGUGAAUGUAGCAGUGAACUGGCCUUCCAGGAGACCCCCGAAGACUACUCACCCGUACAGGACGACCUGGUCCAACAAUCCUGCACUACCAACUCACCGCAGGCCGAUAUCACGUGGUACAAAGAUGGCGUCCGACUCAUGACAGGUUCUGUUAACGGAAUCUACAUACUCCCUUCUAAUGACCUCCUUAUUCCUGGUUUUGACACUCAUCACCAAGGUCACUACGCAUGCGUGGCUUCCUUUUCAGGUCGAGAAUGCUUAAGAGUGGAGGUUGACUUUGCUUUCGAUCCAUACCGCCAUUUUGAAGCCGUUCCCGCCAACGCGUCCUUGGACGUUGGUGAUCACCAUCUGUUUGAAUGUCAAGCCCAGUCAGCCAUUGACUCCGUCACCUGGUGGAAGGAUGGUUCAAGAGUCCAUCAAACAGACCAAAUCAUUCUGAUUUCAGGAGGAAGCCUUCUGAUAAGGAACCUUGUUCGUCAAGACUCGGGCAAGUACACAUGUAUCGUAUCCGACCAACGGGGCAAUCAAAGGGGAAAGGCUUAUGCCUGGCUCACCGUAGCAGAUACAAUGAACCCGCCCACCAUUAACAUAACAGAAGUUUGUGGGACAGUCACAUCCCCUGAAGCCACAAUGUUCACCACCCCGGGACCCAGGGAUGGUAGAGUGGUAGGUGGGCAGCAGUCCCUCCCUGGCUCUGCUCCUUAUAUGGGUCGUAUUUGGCACAAAGCAGACCGAACUUUCGUAUGCGGCGCCACACUGCUGAACCAGCGAUGGGUCAUUACUGCAGCCCAUUGCAUCGUCCUCUACCAGCUCCAAUUUCGUGACAUUCUUCUCUACUUCGGCGACCACGACACCCUGACGAGCGAAGACCAUCAGGUCAUUGCCGAGGUCGACCAGAUCAUCCAGCACGAAGACUUCGACGAAGAAAGCUUUGACAAGGACAUCGCUCUCAUCCGCCUCAAGCAACCUUUUGCGGAAUUCACGGACUACAUUCGCCCGAUAUGCAUUCCACCUGCCUGGUUGGCUAAAAUGCUACUGCAGCCCGACAUGAUGGGAAGAGUAACGGGUUGGGGGCAGAUCGCAGAGGGCGGGCCAUACCCAAGGUAUCUUACAGAGGUUGACCUGCCAGUCGUUAAAAGCAAGAAGUGUAAAGAUGCCACCACUUUUGAGGUGACGAGGUACAUGUUCUGCGCGGGGUACGCCAGUGCUGAGGAGAAGAAAGAUGCGUGCCAGGGGGACAGUGGUGGACCCUUUGCCAUGCUUCAUGAAAACAGGUGGUAUCAGCUAGGGAUAGUGAGCUGGGGAGAAGGUUGUGCAAGGGAUAGCAAGUACGGCUAUUACACCAAGAUCUUACGACUCCACUCUUGGAUUGACAGGAACAUCUCAGAUUAGUCCUAUCAUAAUCCAGCAUGUCUUGCCACUAUAAUUUUGUGUCACAUCGUUUAUUCGACGGGAAUGUGUGAGAUGUUGAACAGAAAAGCGUUGAUGCCUGUAAACGUGAGAUCAUAAUCAUGCAUUAAAUAUAGUCAUUAUAAAACACAUGUAAACAUUUUAAAUAAAAUAGUAAAGAAAUGAGACAAUUAACAUGAGAUGAAAUAGUUGUUUCACCUUUACAUAGAAAGACGUGCUCUUUUACCAUUUUAACUGUUACAGUACGAUAAUGUUUCAUGUAGACAUACGUUUAUGCUGCUAUAGUUGCUGUACUUCAAAAUAUAUUUUCUAGAAACUUUAAACUAUUGUGCACUUCAAAGACUACUUAUUGUUUCUUUUAAUAGAAAUUUAAAAAAGGGCGGCUCUGCAGAGGCUUGGUUUAUGUACGAAAGGAAAGUGAAUACUGGAGGUAGUCUCGUGGCUUAUUAUUUUUAUCAGGAAGGUAUCGUUAUCUUAAUUGCAUCGUUCUUCCCAGGUUUAUAAAUAGUUAGGCGAACGAGUACAAUCGUCAUACAUAUAUAUUUGAUUGUGCGUAUGUGCAAGAACCCCCUCCCCCAUGAAGUAAAGAGAGAGUGUGCACACUGCCACACUGACUGGGGAAAUAACUGCAAUGUAAAGCGCCUUUAGGACAGUUAUUAGGCGCUUUUCAGUGUUUUUGAUUAAAUCAACCACUUAAAAACUAUUUUUUUUAGAUAUCUCAUUAUGAUAAUUUGUAGAUAUAAUAAGAAUAAGAAACUGUUAUAUCUGUUUCAUAAAUGGGAAAGGUGAAAACUAGUCAUGAAAAGUUCUUGGUUCACCGUAUAAUUUGGAUACGACUGAGUGUGACUGAUUCUACAUCAACAUAGGCCUCAUACUAUUACAAUCAUCAACAGAUAUUAGAAGAACGUCUUAUAUCGAAGUAAAUAUUGAAUCAUCUAUUACUGUAUAUUUAUCAAUUUGUUGAUGAUAGGAUGUCCUUUCAUUUUGAGCUCAGACCAUGAUUGUUGAAUUAAAUCCGGUUUUGUAAUUUCGAUACAAUUCUACGAACCAUGCUCAAGCAAAAUGUUCCAUGGUCAAUUCUGUUACAUUGAUCGAAAUCAUGGUCAGGCGUAGAUUAUUAUAUUACCUCCUUUCACUCUAGUCUUUUCUUUCUAUUCUUCCACUCCAAUUUCUCCUUUUCUUAAUCUUUUUUUUUAUUUCUACAUGAGAUUUCACACCUAUUAUCGCGUUAUGAUAUUAUUACCUUUGAUCGAUCUUCCAAUUAUUCUUUUAAUGAUGUCUCAUUGAAUCCUGUUUGUGAUGAUACUUUACAAUCUUCAUUUUGUAAUAUGAUAGUUUGAUGGAUAUCAGAAGUAAUAAAUCGUUAUGUUUUCAAUCUUGA